AUGUGGACUUUGCCAACCGAACCCCGAAAGCUUGCUAGCAAAUACAAUUGCGGACAAUGUCGUAAGGACCGCCAGAAGUGCGUGCGUCCGACACGAACCACGACAUGCGAGCGAUGCAUACGUUUCAAGCACCACUGCGACCCGGGCAGGCUUUCGAAUCGAGGACAGCAGAGUAGAAGGCGGCGUUCACCGAACCUAGAUCCUGAUUUACAACUGAUUGCGGUAUCUGGUGAUGCCGUCCAACUAGCCCUCGGGAUGUAUGAAUCGCCUGAGGUUGGCGACCAAGAGAGCGUGAGCCCGUAUUCUGGGGCAACAAGCAUUUCUCUGGAAUCGGCGGGAGUCUCUUCUAGAAACUCUUCGCUUGAUUCAACGCCCGAAAUGGAACAUCUGAACCUGGAUUCAUUUCCGAACUUGGCGAUGAAUUGUGGAGGUUCUGAAACCUUGGAUGUUGUCGAACUUCCAGUCCACAGGUGGUUGCAAGAUUCCCUCGAGUAUGGCGUCGAGAACGAAACAGAAUUCCUCGCGAUCGACGAACCAAUUCUUGCACCUUCCCAAAUCUGCGUUCGGCUUUGCCCAACCCUGGUCUCGAGUCCAAACAACUGUCCUGGGCUGAACAAUAUGCGACCUUCGCGCCUGCGCACCCGGACGACUUUCGAAACGCGAUUGGAGAAUCGCAUCGUGCGGCUAUGGGACAGUUACGAGGCAUUCACACUUACAGAUGCACGUACGGGCGUUCUGGCGGUGACACCUCUAUUCGCCGCCACCUUCUCGGAGCUUUUUCGUUGGUCGAGGCAAAUGGCUGAAGACGGUGAUAAACUAGUGAGCCUGACCCGGUUCGCAUGUGGCGCGGCGGAUGCCUGGAUGAAUACCAAGCUCCACCCAAGCACUCGAACCGAAUAUCUCAAAGCAUACAAUCAUUACGAUUGUGAGGCGCGAAACAGUCUUUGGCGAGCAGUCCAUGAGUUCGCGCAGAAAGUUCGGGAAGGACAAAUGCCCGACGUGAUGCCAUUGUACAUCGCUACUUUCCUUCAUCAUGCAGCCGGAGCAUGCAUAAGAGGGGUUAUGGAUGUAGAUGCAGCUAUGGCGGCAUUCAAGUACUAUGAUGGGUUCACGGCUGGAUUUCCGAUCAGAAUUUUGCGAUCGCCAACCUCUGAUGGCCGAUGGGCGGUGGAUAUGCUUGUGAGUCGCUUAUGA
Messenger RNA from Parastagonospora nodorum SN15, 1194 nucleotides. RefSeq lists its product as hypothetical. Lineage: Eukaryota; Fungi; Ascomycota; Dothideomycetes; Pleosporales; Phaeosphaeriaceae. Bases 1 to 1194 code for a protein of 397 amino acids. Gene Ontology annotation, biological process: regulation of DNA-templated transcription. The transcript has 4 exons. The record is from RefSeq and is a predicted model, not a curated record. Gene Ontology annotation, molecular function: zinc ion binding; DNA-binding transcription factor activity, RNA polymerase II-specific.